Messenger RNA from Seminavis robusta, 2004 nucleotides. Lineage: Eukaryota; Bacillariophyta; Bacillariophyceae; Naviculales; Naviculaceae. The record is from the annotation of a GenBank genome assembly.
AUGAAACGGCUACUGAAGAUCAAAGAAUUCUUUCACCUGAAAAGGCGAGCUUUGACAGAGAAACAAAGCAGUGAUCGACCUGCAAAGCGUCCCCGCAAAACAUCAACGAAAGAUGAUGACGACGACUCCUCGACUACGAGCGCCGCAAGGAGUUCUUCCUACGAUACCUUUCUCAAGCUCUUUGAGAACGAAGUUGGCAAGGAUAUCGUGUGGUGGCUUCCAGGCCGUCUAGGGGAAGCGUUCGCCAUGAAUCAGGAACGCUUUGAGAAAGAGCUCCUGAAGGAACACUUUGAUGGGUAUACCCUCACUGGGUUUCUAGACAACUUCAAGAGAUGGGGAUUCGCACCAAUGAAUAUCCCAUCUUUGUCGGGUCGGGUUUUGACCUUUGAACGGGGAUCUCCAGCAGGUACGUUCGGAGCAAGACACCAACCAGAAGGCAGUAAUAGCAGAGACACGGGUAGCUCAGGGCGCCCGCUGCUGGUCUAUGGUCAAAGCGCGCUCCCGCAAUUGGUCUAUGGGAAUCUUGCCUCCGUGUUACCCUUGCAAAACCAGGGAGCCACACCGAAUCUGAUGGCUCCUCUGACUCUUGGCGGAGUGGCUGUGACAGCCAACUCGGAAGCAUUAGCGGCACAGCUGAGCUCACUGCAAGCGCAGCAACAGCAAUUGCAGCAGAUUGGGUACGUAUCCCAGCAAGAGAUCUCCCAGACCUACUUUGCCCUUCUUUGGCAGGAAUUGCAGCGCCAGCUGUCAGUGCUCUUCCUUAUGCAAUCCCAAUCUGCGGAUCCCCAACAGCCUGCGGCCCGGUCAGAGAUUGCCGAAGUGGCAUCGCUGUUGCAUCAGCAUCAAAUUCAGCAACAAAUGGCCGCGGCGCAGUUCUACCAAGCAGCUCUGGCCGAACCCAACCGAAUAUCGGCAUCCACCGACCCGGAAACGAUCGUUCGUGAACUCAACGAACUUCGGCAACAGCAGUUGUCAAAUCUGACCUAUCAAAUUGUCGCCCUCGUGGCCGCCAGUUUGGAGCAUCAGAAUGAGAAUCCUCCGCAGCAAGCGAGGGAUUCGUCCUCCGUCUUUCACAAGAUACUGGUCAAGUAUCUAUUGGCGCUCGUUCUUUUGCAACUGCAGCAACAACAGCAGAACUUGGAGUUCUUGCGACAAGAGAAAACCAAUGUUCUGGCAAUGAUUCGGUCUUUGCGUGGAACUGCUGCUGGGGCGUCCGGUACCGGUGGUGUCACUUCCGCAAUUGGGGCAUCUGGUAGCACGGCCGCAGCUGGCAGCUCUAGUGCUUCUCUAGAAGCUACUGCUACUGCAGUACUAACCGGUGCCUCUGGUGUCACUCCUGCUAAUGGCGCAUCUGGUUCGAGCGCAGCAGGUGCUAGCACUGGUACUUCCACCACUGCAGCCACAGGAGCAGGUGCUGCGCCGACUGCACAAUCUGGUAGCAGCAGCAGUUCAUUGCUCGAUGCACUCCGAAGCGGCUCAGUCGGUGCCAAUGAAAUGGCCUUAUUGGCUGCCGCCACCGGUACCAAUGGACUCACUCCCGCCACUGUUGCGAGCGUUCAGGCAUCUCUCAGAGGCAUGAUCGCUUCAACAAGUCAGAUGGAACCACCAAGGGCGGCGGCGGGUGCUCCAAAUGCCCAGCAAGAUUCCUCGACAAUUCACAACGGAGCUCAAGGAGCUUCUACUGCAUCACCAAGCAGUAACCGUAGUGUGCAAGAACCUAUCACUUCUGAGCAAAUGCCACACAUGCUCGCGGAAGCAGCAAUGCUGAGCCUUUCUCGGGCACAUCAGCUUUUGGCCGAAGCUGCCUUGCUCAUUCCGUUCACCAUCCCGCAAAAUCAGCAGCAGCAACAACAGUCAGGCACUUUCUUGCCAAAUCAAAACAAUAUACCUGCUGCCAAUAUGCCCCCUGCUGCUGCGGGUGCGGGUCCACAAGAAAAUCCUUUCUCAGGGGUAGGGCCGUCGACGUCGGGCGCAGCUUCCACAAGAACCACAGCUGCUCGAUAA